Molecule: messenger RNA, 1570 nt
Organism: Cylicocyclus nassatus
Lineage: Eukaryota; Metazoa; Nematoda; Chromadorea; Rhabditida; Strongylidae
Source: the annotation of a GenBank genome assembly
AUGUGGUCUGUCAUUGAGAUGCAGACUUUUCUCUUGGUGCUGAUAUCGCUGUCGAUCACAGCGACGGCAUGGGGUCAAUGGAGAACCUAUCAGCGAGUUCACCAACUUUCGUUGUUGCCGAAGAACUCCACAAUGCGAUUAUGCAGAGAUUUCAUGAACCCGAGUAGAUUUCAAAAAAUUCUGAAACCAUUUCUGGUGCCUAGAAUCGUAGAUACCCCGCAGCAUCGGCAAGUAGGCGAGUACAUACACAAUUAUUUCACAAAGCUGGGCUGGCACACAGAAUGGGAUCAGUUCCAGGAAAAUACUCCGUAUGGUCGCAAAACCUUUAGAAAUCUCAUAGUGACGAAUGGUGUGAAUGCGCCACGACGUCUGGUACUGGCUUGUCACUAUGAUUCAAAGAUCUUACCUGGAAAGGUUAUGAUAGCUGCAACCGAUUCAGCCGUACCUUGCGCCAUGAUGAUGGAUAUCGCCAGAACUCUUACUCCUUAUAUGUACAAAAGAGUAGCCGCCGAUGUCGCCCUUCAACUCAUAUUCUUCGAUGGAGAAGAGGCAUUUGUGGAAUGGACACCCACUGAUUCCCUUUAUGGAUCUAGGCAUUUGGCGAGGAAAUGGGAAACAAAAUGGUAUCCAACGACUACCGGCACAAACUUUGAGUUGAGUCGAGAAAUUGAUCGAAUCGAUGUUAUGAUGCUUUUGGAUCUUAUUGGAGCUGCUAAUCCUGGAUUUCACAACACUGCUGGCUUGGGUGCCAACCGGCUGUUUGAGUAUCUUCCAGAUAUAGAGAAUGAAUUGCGAAAACUUGGUUGUCUUGGUCAAGUGCGCAACGUUUUCUACCCUCAGCUGUCCUACCAAUCCAUCGAAGACGAUCACGUUCCAUUCAUGAUAAGAGGAAUUCCUAUCCUUCACUUGAUAUCAGUACCAUUUCCAAGUGUGUGGCAUACUGAUGGUGACAACGAGAAUAUUCUCCAUUAUCCAACUAUCUAUCAUAUAACUUCGGUUAUUCGGGUGUUUGUGGCCAAGUAUCUUGGGAUCGCCCCCUUAUGAUUGUUGUUGAUGAUUAGGUUGACAUUUGAAGUUAAGAAAGCCUAGGGGGCUAAUCAUUGUCUUCAGAUGGAGUUAAAAGCCACGAGGCGUAUUUAGGUAAUCCUUUUCUAAGCAUUUUUGGGUUGCUCUCUUCAAUUCUUCUCUACCUUUCGGUAUCUUUUGUUGAGUCAUUGAAACAUAUUUUAAAACCUCAUUUAAGCUUUUUUGGAGCUACAACGAAGUUUGCUUUGCAAAUUUCCACAGCUAUCAUCUGAAUAAUAAUGAGCGGAGCAUAAUCGCAUUGUAUUCUUUUAUUCUGUCCUUAUGGUCUUUGUCUUCUAAUUUUUUCUUGCUUUGGAAAUGAUGCUUUAUUCACAAAGCUCAUAAUCCACCUAACUCUUUUUUUCACUUAAUAUUUUUCUGAGAAGUCCGAAACUUUCAUUCCUGUUUCAUUGAUUUUAUGGCUAUAUAUCUAGUCCAUGAUGUUACUCGAUUUUGUUUGCCAAUGCGGGAUUUUGAAAUAUGUGAUAAUAGCAUUUGUUUAGGA